Molecule: messenger RNA, 3873 nt
Organism: Chelmon rostratus (copperband butterflyfish)
Lineage: Eukaryota; Metazoa; Chordata; Actinopteri; Chaetodontiformes; Chaetodontidae
Product: poly [ADP-ribose] polymerase tankyrase-2-like
Exons: 31
Coding region: 1-3873 (1290 amino acids)
Cellular component (GO): nucleus; cytoplasm
Molecular function (GO): protein binding; NAD+ poly-ADP-ribosyltransferase activity
Source: RefSeq, a predicted model, not a curated record
AUGAAGGUCCCGGUGAGCGGUGAAAAAAUCCACAGUGAGGUCCGGGAAGGAGCACACGGCGGGCUGCUCUGCGGGGCUGCUCUGCGGGGUCCGCCGCUGCUCUCCGGCCUGUUCAAACCGAACACAACCGAACACUACCGAACACUACGGGGUCUCCGACGGGACCGCACCACCCCCACGGGGUACCGUGGUUCAUCCCCCUGCAUGGCCUCAGUAGCUGCAGGGUUCUGGGGUUCAGCCGCCUGUUGCUCGCACUCCAAACUCUCCAGAACCAGCAGUCUGAAACCGGGACGAGGCCGAUCGCCACCGUCCAUGUCGUCCGGCCGGAGAUGUUCUGGGGUGUCCGGGAUCGGGGGUGGGGCCGUGUCCCCGGGGCCCGUGCUGGCAGAGGUGGUGGAACUCGGCCUGGGGUCGGCCACAGGCGAGGCCAGCAGGGAGCUGUUCGAGGCCUGUCGGAGCGGAGACCUGGAGCGUGUUCGGAAACUGGUGUCGGCCGAGAACGUUAACGGCCGGGACACAGCGGGGAGGAAGUCGACACCUCUGCACUUUGCUGCAGGUUUCGGUCGUAGAGAUGUGGUGGACUUCCUCCUUCAGAACGGAGCCAACGUCCACGCCAGAGACGACGGGGGGCUCAUAUCGCUCCACAACGCUUGCUCCUUCGGCCAUGCUGACGUGGUGAGUCUGCUGCUUCACCACGGGGCGGACGCCAACGCCAGAGACAACUGGAACUACACUCCACUUCACGAGGCAGCUAUCAAGGGCAAGAUUGACGUGUGUAUAGUGUUGCUGCGGCACGGCGCCGAGCCGACCAUCAGGAACACAGAUGGUCGAACCGCUCUGGAUCUGGCUGAACCGUCAGCCAAAGCAGUUCUAACAGGUGAAUACAGAAAAGAUGAGCUUCUGGAAAGUGCAAGGAGCGGGAACGAAGAGAAGCUGAUGGCUCUGCUGACGCCGCUCAACGUCAACUGUCACGCCAGCGAUGGACGAAAGUCGACGCCGUUACACCUGGCAGCCGGAUACAACCGCGUCAAGACCGUCCAACUGUUACUGCAGCACGGCGCUGAUGUGCACGCCAAGGACAAGGGGGAUCUGGUUCCUCUUCAUAACGCCUGUUCAUACGGUCACUACGAGGUCACUGAGCUGCUGGUGAAGCAUGGAGCCUGUGUGAACGCCAUGGACCUGUGGCAGUUCACGCCUCUUCAUGAAGCCGCUUCCAAGAACCGAGUUGAGGUGUGUUCCCUCCUGCUGAGCUCUGGAGCCGACCCCACCUUCCUCAACUGUCACAAUAAAAGCUCCAUCGACCUCGCCCCCACACCGCUGCUGAAAGAACGGCUGGCCUAUGAGUUCAGAGGUCACAGCCUGCUGCAGGCAGCCAGGGAGGCCGACGUGGUCCGAGUCAAGAAGCAUCUGAGCCUGGAGACCAUCAACUUCAAACACCCCCACACUCAGGAGACCGCGCUGCACUGUGCGUCUGCCUCUGCAAACCUGAAGAGGAAACAAGUGUGUGAACUUCUACUGAGGAAGGGAGCCAACGUCAACGACAAGACUAGGGACCUGAUGACUCCCCUCCACCUGGCAUCAGAAAAAGCACACAACGACGUCAUCGAGUUGUUAGUCAAACAUGAAGCCAAGGUGAACGCGGUGGAUCGCCUCGGCCAGACGGCGCUGCAUCGAGCCGCUCGCUGCGGCCACCUGCAGACCUGCAGACUGCUGCUGAGCGCCGGCUGCGACCCGCUGCUCACGUCGCUGCAGGGGUUCUCACCCUCACAGCUGGGCAACGAGAGCGUGCAGGAGAUCCUGCGAGAAGGAGUUCUGAUUGGGAACUCUGAAGUCGAUCGACAGCUGCUGGAAGCCUCCAAAACAGGAGAUCUGGAAACUGUCAAGAAACUCUGUACGAUGCAGAACAUGAACUGCAGGGACGUGGAGGGUCGACAGUCCACGCCGCUGCACUUCGCGGCCGGCUACAACCGGCUGGCCGUCGUCCAGUUCCUGCUGCAGCACGGAGCCGACGUGCACGCCAAGGACAAAGGAGGUCUGGUUCCUCUCCAUAACGCCUGCUCAUACGGUCACUAUGAGGUCGCCGAGCUGUUGGUCCUUCACGGUGCUGUGGUCAACGUGGCUGACCUCUGGAAGUUCACACCGCUGCAUGAAGCUGCCGCCAAGGGCAAAUACGACAUCUGUAAACUCCUGCUGCAGCACGGUGCCGAUCCGACCCGGAGGAACCGGGACGGUAACACCCCUCUGGAUCUGGUGAAGGAUGCCGACACGGACAUCCAGGACCUGCUGAGGGGCGACGCCGCCCUGCUGGACGCCGCCAAGAAGGGCUGCCUGGCCCGAGUGAAGAAACUCUGCACGCGUGACAACGUCAACUGCAGAGACACACAGGGGAGACACUCCACACCUCUACACCUGGCUGCGGGCUAUAAUAACCUGGAGGUGGCGGAGUACCUGCUGCAGCACGGAGCUGAGGUCAACUCUCAAGAUAAAGGAGGACUCAUUCCUCUGCACAAUGCUGCCUCCUACGGGCACGUAGACGUGGCCGCCCUGCUCAUCAAGUUCGACGCCUGCGUCAACGCCACCGAUAAGUGGGCGUUCACGCCGCUGCACGAGGCCUCUCAGAAGGGCCGGACGCAGCUGUGUGCCCUCCUAUUGGCUCACGGUGCAGACCCCACCCUCCGAAACCAGGAGGGACAGUCGCCGCUGGACCUGGUCACGGCUGAUGAUGUUCGGGCUUUGUUAACAGCAGCCAUGCCUCCCUCUGCUCUCCCCGGCUGUUAUAAACCUCAGGUCAUCAGCGUGGCGGCCUCUGGCGCUCCACCUGUCGCCGUCGUCCCACCUCUUCUCUCCUCCUCCUCUUCCUCCCCCUCCUCUGCUUCAAACUCCUCAUCUUCGCCGCCGCCAUCAUCUUCAUCGUCCUCUACGUUUCCUGAGAUGUCUGCGCUGCUGCCGGUGGCCGAGGGCUCAUCGGGCGCUGAGAAGAAAGAGGAAGUGGCUGACCUCAGUAUCUCUCAGUUCUUGAAGAAUCUCGGACUGGAGCAUCUUCUGGAGAUCUUUGACAGAGAGCAGAUCACUCUGGAUGUGCUGGUGGAGAUGGGUCACCGCGAGCUGAAGGAGAUCGGCAUCAACGCCUACGGACACAGACACAAGAUCAUCAAAGGAGUGGAGAGGCUCAUCAGCGGGCCGCAGAGUCUGAACCCCUACCUGACGUUAAAUACAGCCAACAGCGGAACGAUCUUGAUCGACCUCUCAGCCGAUGACAAAGAGUUCCAGUCGGUGGAGGAGGAGAUGCAGAGUACCAUCAGGGAGCACCGGGACGGCGGCCAUGCUGGAGGAGUCUUCAAUAGAUACACGCUGGUCAAGAUCCAGAAGGUCUGCAACAAGAAGCUGUGGGAGAGAUACACCCACCGCAGGAAGGAGGUUUCAGAGGAAAACCACAACCACUCCAACGAACGCAUGCUCUUCCAUGGCUCGCCGUUCGUCAACGCCAUCAUCCAUAAAGGUUUUGACGAGCGCCACGCCUACAUCGGCGGGAUGUUCGGUGCUGGCAUCUACUUCGCCGAGAACUCAUCAAAAAGCAACCAGUACGUUUACGGGAUCGGAGGAGGAACGGGCUGCCCGCUGCACAAAGACCGCUCCUGCUACGUCUGCCACAGGCACCUGUUGUUCUGCAGGGUGACUCUGGGGAAGUCCUUCCUGCAGUUCAGUGCCAUGAAGAUGGCUCACUCCCCGCCGGGUCACCACUCUGUCACCGGCAGGCCGAGCGUUAACGGCCUCGCGCUGGCCGAGUACGUCAUCUACAGAGGAGAGCAGGCCUAUCCAGAGUACCUGAUCACUUACCAGAUCAUGAAGCCUGAUGAGUCUGCAGACGGAUGA